AUGCCGAACAAACCCCCAGCAAAAGACCCACCUCCGGAGCUCGACGCACCCCCGGAGCUCGACACACCCCCGGAGCUCGACGGCCGCGCACUGCCGUCCGUCUCAGAGAUCAUGCGAGACAUCAAAUUCGACUCCCAUCGCAACAGCACCAUCCAGGCCAACACCCGGAGUAUUGGAGGCACAAAUACCUGGCACGACAGCCUGUCCGGGUGGAUUCAUCGUGGAGGCUGGGUGGUGUUGGUUGCGGGGAUUUGUCUCUUGCCUGUCAUCGCCUACUUGUUGUGUAAGAAGAGUGGCGCGCCUCGACGGGCUCGUGGAGACGCAACACGUGCACUCGCAGAGGAUCCCGAAAUUUUGACGCGUCGGUUGAACCCGAGGCGUGAGAGAGGCACGAUGAGUGAGGUCAGUGGAAGCAGCAACAACAACAACAUUUGGGUUGGGAGCAGCAGCAACAGUAUCAACAACACAACAUGGACCGCGCCACCAGCUUAUAAUGAACAACAUGGAUGGGAAAUUGUUGGGUUCAGCGGCAUGGGCGGAGGGCUAACGAAGCCCGACCCUGUCGCGCCUAAGUAUGUUAACGGGGGAAAGUCCACUGGAGGGCUGUCAUAG
Messenger RNA from Cyphellophora attinorum, 612 nucleotides. RefSeq lists its product as uncharacterized. The transcript has a single exon. The record is from RefSeq and is a predicted model, not a curated record. Lineage: Eukaryota; Fungi; Ascomycota; Eurotiomycetes; Chaetothyriales; Cyphellophoraceae. The coding region runs from base 1 to 612 and encodes 203 amino acids.